AUAUAUCACUCAUAUCUUAUCACAGAUGAAACUAUGGUAAAUAGUAAGUGUUCGCACAUUGUGUUGCAGUAUUUAGCAAUCUUUGUUUUAUUUCGCGUGUGUUAUCAAUACGGAAAGAGUGCAUUUCAAACAAGCUAAUCUGGGAAACGGUGGUUUGUGAGACGACAAGAUGGCGAAGUUUUUGAAAAAUAUAUUUCACACGACGGAUCGGCGGAAGGCCCCUCAUUAUGAGUCGGAGCUCGAGGAUGAGAGGAGCGAGUCCCCCCAGAGUGGCACGACCAGACAUCUGUUCAUCUCCCGUUCCGGGAGGAUGAGGCAAGCUAACAAGAAGAGACACUCUUUAACUCUGGAGAUUUAUGGAGAUAACAUCCAGAUUGAAGCAAUGGAGAAAACUACGAGCAGGGAGUAUCACGUGAACGCUCCAAGCCACACUGCACCAGCUGUUGUAGAGUCCCCAGCCAAAACUAGACUAGGUAGGGUGUACAGAGAAGACAGGUACCCUAAAGCUAUGUCCACUGACAUCUCCGCGUUUGAAAUACCUCUCGACAACACAGUCAAAACUGUAGCCAAGGAAAUUUCACCCGAAGAAGAAAUUGACAACGCCUUUGAAAUUUUAGACAAGUCAUAGCAAUUUGGUCUUUAUGUUAUUUGUAGUUAUUAUGUAUAGGUAAGAGAAGAGACAGUAAUUUUAAGUAAAUAAUUAGAACUAGUUUGUAGGUAAGUGCCUUGUUAAAAGUUCCGUGGAUCGGGUAUUGAUGGGAAAUGCACUUACAGUCAAUUAAGAAUCAUUACCAAUUUCUUGUUAAAUAGCUCGAGAGAUAGAAAGUUCAAGAAAUUGUGGCUCAUCUUGAUGAAAUGACACUGAUCAUGUAGUUAUAGAUAGUUUCUUGUAUUUAAUCACAUUUAUAUGACUACUAUUAACGAUUUAAACUACAUUUAAGGGUGCUUUUCUACCAGCGAUGUGCUAUGCUACGUUGCUGUGGAUGUGUUUGGCUUUCACCAAUCAUAUUCUUUGGUACACAUAGCAUAGCACUGUUGGAAACGGACUCAGCUCAUCUGCCUUUUUAUAUGGAAAGAUGUGUACUAUGGGUUUGGCUUGCCUACUAUCGAUACAUCGCUUACUCGAGCUGCGCAUCUUCCUCGCACAGCUUAGAAUACAUACUACAUGGCUUAGCAUCGGUGGAAACGGUAGCAUAGCUACAUAGCACAUCUCUGGUGGAAAAGCACCCUAUAUAGGUGUAAGCUUUUUAUGAUUAUUUAAAUAUUCGAUAAUACUUACAAAUGAGAUUAUAUUUAGUUUUAAGUAUUGCAAGUAAUGAACUGACCAUCCAGUGAGUAGGAAAAGACUAUGUCAAAACGUAGUUUUAGACGUUAUAAAAUGUUGACUGUGAUCUAAUGAAAUUGUAUUUUAAUACACGGUAGGACUGUAGGUAGGUACGUAUAACUGCAACAUGUAAAAUGCUUUAAUGUAAGUUAAUUUAGACUUUACGAGACGUAAAAUCAGUAAUAAUGGCGUAGAUUUUUGCUUGAACGAAACUGUGCCAGUUGAUAACAUGAUUAUUAUUUUGAAAAUAAAAAUAAUACUUUUAAUCUUGAUAAUUAUAAUCGUGAUAUAAAAUCAUCGAUAGUCCUCCCGAUAUGGCAAACGGUUGGUGAUUUUAAAAUGGUUUUUAUGUUUUUGUUCAGUGAAGUAGGUAUUAGGUAUUUAUCUAUCUAGUGUUUAUCUGAAGUAGGGUUCAACUGGUACCUAGCUUUGUCUAUGUAGGUAUACGAUGUACUUAGUAGGUACAUACAUAAUAGAUAUUAGACUCGUAGAAUGUAGAUGCACGGCAACGCACCUGUGACUCCUCUAGUAUUGUGGGUGUCCAUGGGCGGCGCUGAUCGCUUACCAUCAGGUGACCCGUCUGUUCAUUUGCCACCUAUUCCAUAAAAACAAUGUGAGUGAGGUUACUGGAGACCCCCAAACAACUCCUUUGGUGUUGUGAGUCUCCUUGGGUGGCGCUGAUCACUUGCCAUCAGGUGAUCUGUCUGCUCGUUUGUCCUCUAUAAACCUAUCCUAUAAAAAACUCCUAUUAAUGUAUUUUAUUAAUUAGGAGUCUACAUGUAUUGUGUAUUGUAUAGUAUGAAUCGUAUUUUAAUGUGUAUCUUGUAUUAUAAAGUGAAGUGAUAUCUACUUCUGUAAGAUUGUGUUGUUUUUGUAACCGAUAUCUACGUAUUUGCAUGAAAUAAAAGACUGAUUGUUGCAACGAUGA
Messenger RNA from Spodoptera frugiperda (fall armyworm), 2252 nucleotides. RefSeq lists its product as uncharacterized. Bases 170 to 628 code for a protein of 152 amino acids. Lineage: Eukaryota; Metazoa; Arthropoda; Insecta; Lepidoptera; Noctuidae. The record is from RefSeq and is a predicted model, not a curated record. The transcript has 3 exons.